AUGGAUCCUUCUAAAAUAGGCACUGAGGAAUGCAGCAGCAGUGAAUCCGGGUGGACGACGUACAUAGCCUCCCCGAACCCAGAGGACGAAUAUGCCGAUCAGAACGAAGAAGAUGACGACGAUGAUGAUGAUGAUGAUGAUGGAAGCGUAGCCCAAAAAGGGUUCAAAAAGGUUGCGCGAGAAGAGGCAGCAGCUGAUAGUGAUGAUUCGAUGGCCUCGGAUGCAUCCUCUGGUCCAACUGAUCAAUAUUAUUAUCUCGGAAGAAGCCAUGGAGGUUUCAUCCAUGCAGGGAGAAACAAUCAGAGAAAAUGGACUGCAAAGAAACAGGAAGAGAAGAAGAAACAGAUAAAAGGAGAAAAGGACAAAUCAGGCAACAGUGCAAGAAGAUUGAAGAAAUUUUAA
Salvia splendens (bonfire salvia) is the source of this 402-nucleotide messenger RNA. RefSeq names its product protein SOB FIVE-LIKE 3. Gene Ontology annotation, biological process: cytokinin biosynthetic process. The record is from RefSeq and is a predicted model, not a curated record. Lineage: Eukaryota; Viridiplantae; Streptophyta; Magnoliopsida; Lamiales; Lamiaceae. The transcript has a single exon. The coding region runs from base 1 to 402 and encodes 133 amino acids.